CUCUCUCUCUCUCUCUCUCUCUCUCUCUCUCUCCGAUAGUGCAUGUUGCCGCUGUGGUGUCCGGCCGUCCUUCCCUCUUUGCUUUCAUGCUGAGAAUGGAGCUCCUGGGUUGAUGUGAGGAAAUUGUCAGAAUCAUGGAUAACAAGACAUGGCUUUGGAAGAGGAAGUCUUCAGAAAAGAGCAUCGAGAAAGAGAAGGCUCUUGAGUUAGAAAGAUCCUUAGAAGACUUAAAUGAACAACUAUCGUCUGUUCGCACUGAGUCCGGUGCUAAAGAUGAUCUUCUGGCAAAGCAAGCGAAAGUGGCUGAAGAAGCAAUUGCAGGAUGGCGGAAAGCAGAAGCUGAAGCCCUUUCUAUAAAGCAACAAUUGGAUGAUACAAUACUUCAGAAAAAAGCUGCUGAAGAAAGGGCAGCCGAUGCUGAUAUGGCAUUGAAAGAAUGCAAGCAACAGCUGCAUGCUGUCAAGGAAGACCAGCAGUUCAUUAUUAGCAAUGCUGCCCUGAAGAUAUCACGAGAACAGGAGAAGUCACGAACAUUAGAACAAAGGUUGGUGGAGACAAAUAAGAGGCUCACUGAAGCAGUUGUUGAAAAUGGAAACCUGAACAGAGUUCUAGAGGUCAAAGAGAAGUUGCUUAAAGAGUUGAGCGAGUCUAAUUCCAUGUCAGAAGCAAAAUUCACAGAAGUAAAGUCUAGACUUGAUUCCUCAGAGAAACUAAAUGCUUCUAUGAAGUAUGAGUUGUGCAUGCUUCAGAAGGAGCUUGAGAUUCGAAAUCAGGAGAGAGAAUUCAAUCACAGAUCAUCUAAUGCUGCUCACAGGCAACACCUAGAGAGUGUUAAGAAGAUUGCUAAGCUAGAAACAGAGUGCCAAAGAUUGCGUGUCAUGGUCAGGAAGCGACUGCCAGGACCAACAGCUUUGGCUAAAAUGAGAAGUGAGGUUGAAAUGCUGGGGAAUAAUUCUACUGAACUGAGAAAGAAAAGGUCAAGUUCCACCAGUGAAGCCUUCAAUAUAAAGGACAUUAUUCGAGAAGACUCUUAUGAUGCAUCAGGCAAGGGAGCUGCUUCUCUUGUUGAGAGAUUACACGCCAUUGAAGAUGAGAACAAGAUCCUCAAAGAAUCAUUAACCAAGAAAAACAGUGAGCUUCAGGCAUCACGUGUGAUGUUUACACGUACAACAUCCAAGCUAUCGCAGGCUGAGACAAAGCUCGAGGAAUUAUCAAAAGGACAAGCUUGCUUUGAGCUAGCAAGGGGCAGCCCAGCAUCAUAUGACCUGCCCCUUUCAUCAAUUUCGGAGCAUGGAGGCAAUGAAGAUACCAUUAGCUGUGCUGAAUCAUGGGCUUCUGCUUUAAUUUCUGAACUGGAGCACUUCAAAAGUGGAAAAGCAACCGGAUCAUCUUGCCAAAGUGCUGUUGUAUCGGAGUUGAGUUUGAUGGAUGAUUUUGUUGAGAUGGAGAAACUAGCAGUAGGUUCUGUUGACAAACAUUUUGAAGGUUCACUCGGUACAUUGGAAGAUAGUAAUUCAUGUGUGACUACCAAAGAAUCUUGGACAGGAGUUGAUCUAUCAGAAGCAACAGGCAAGGAGUUCACUCCAAUCAGAAGUAAUGACAAUCAACUUAGGUAUGUAUCACUUGAAAACCACCCUAGUUGGCUUCAGGAUAUUCUAAGGGUCAUCAUACAAAAGCAUCAUAUCAUGCAAAAAAGUUGGAGUGCAAUUCUUGAUGAUCUCAGAGUUGCUCUGGGUGAUUCAAAUCAGGCAAAGCAUUUACUUCAACAACCCAAACACACUUCAUCGGAUUCAUUUGAUGGAGCAAUCAGUGCAGGCAUACCGAACCGAGAAAGUGGUACCCAACUUUGUCAGUCAAACUUAGAGAAAUCAAUUUGCAAGCUUAUUGACUUGAUUGAGGGAAUCAUUCAGAGAAAUAUAAAGGGUAACAACGGUCAACACGUUCCAUCUGGAGACGAUGAAGGCACUUCUAUGCAUCAUAGUGUUACAGCAGCAAAUGGAUAUGUUGCUCGCGCGUUUCUGUGGAGAAGUUCUGAACUUACUGUUGUUUUACAGAGUUUUGUUGCAGUCUGUAACGACGUAUUGAAUGGCAAGGUUGAUCUUCGACAGUUUGUGGCUCAAGUAACUUCAUCUGUGGACUGGAUUAUAAGCCACUGUUUUUCCCUUCAAGAUGAUUCAGAGAUGAAAGAGACUAUCAGAAAACACUUGGAUGGAGAUGUUUCUUACAGUAUUGAAGAACUUCAAGCUAUGGUGUGCCCAGCCAAAGAACUAGACAAGUUGAAGGCACAUGAAGAAUCCAGUAUUACUGAACAGAGGAAAAGACCUUUAUUAUCUGCAUCAAAUGGUCUGUAUAUCUUGUCCAGAACAGAUGAUAUCGAAUCCAAACCAAAAGAUGAAGGUGAGAGGCUAAAAUUUGAUAUCAUGAGUAUGGAGUCUAGAAGGAAAGAUUUGGAGGAAAAGCUGAAAAUAUCUAGCGAUAAGAAUGAAAAAUUGGUAGCUCAACUCCAGGAAUCAGAAGAAAAAAUUUCCAAUUUACGACUGGAGCUAGCAGCACUCAAGGAAUCCAAGGGGAAGAUCGAAGACCAGAUUAUAAACCAAAAACUAAUUAACGAAGAUCUUGGAACACAGCUAACAGUUGCAAAGUCAGAAUUGAACGAGGCUCAUCAGAAGUUCUCAUCCCUUGAAGUCGAACUGGAAGAGAAAAGUAAUUGCUAUGAAGAAUUAGAGGCAGCAUGUCUUGAACUACAGCUUCAGUUAGAAAGUGCUUCACACAAGGAAACUCCAAAAUAUAUCAUGGGUCAGGAAGAAAAGCAAAUCCAAGCAGAAUGUGAUAUAGUUGCAGCUUCACAGAAGCUUGCUGCUUGCCAGGAAACCAUUCAAAACCUGGGGAAACAGUUAAAAGCAUUGGCAUCACCGAAAGAUGCACCUCUAUUUGACAAAGUGAUAUCCAAUCCUGCUGCUGCAAAAUCCAAACGUCGGCUUCAAUUACUUGAUCAUAUGAGAGCAGAGGAUCAUGCAAAAUCAGAGGAAACCGAUUCUCCCAACACAAAGGAAAUCAUCUGCACUGAUGCACCAAGGCCACCGGCUGCAGCUUCUGAGAAUCUGAGUGCAGGCUUGCAAUACAAACACAAGAUUCAUAUGAACCAUGGCCAAAAAAGUUCAGUAAGAAGUAUCAUUAAGCUCUCGCCGGAGAAGUCAUUGAUGAUCGUACCGAAGAGAGAAAAGGGAGCUAAAUUUCUGAGAAGUCUCUUGCACCGAAGGAAGCGAAAGCACUAAGAAGCUUGUCAUUGCAAUGUUUGAAGCUUCUCGACUUAGGAGCAGCUCUAAAAUCUCUCGAGUAGCAGAAACACAAGUGUUGGCAUGCUUUUGUUGAGCUGUUGUUCAUAGUUGCAUACAAGUUAAGAAGAUGACACACUGAGAGAGAGCAAGCCAGGUGCUUCUCAGUAGCACAUUCCAUGGCUUCUUUGGUUUUGUGGCAUAGUCUGGUGUGGUGUAAACUUCCAUAUUAGUAAGUGUUAUCCUGUAUGUAGUUUCCCUUU
Molecule: messenger RNA, 3538 nt
Organism: Musa acuminata subsp. malaccensis (wild Malaysian banana)
Lineage: Eukaryota; Viridiplantae; Streptophyta; Magnoliopsida; Zingiberales; Musaceae
Product: filament-like plant protein 7
Source: RefSeq, a predicted model, not a curated record